Molecule: messenger RNA, 2145 nt
Organism: Budorcas taxicolor (takin)
Lineage: Eukaryota; Metazoa; Chordata; Mammalia; Artiodactyla; Bovidae
Gene: DOLPP1
Product: dolichyldiphosphatase 1
Exons: 8
Coding region: 2-718 (238 amino acids)
Biological process (GO): protein N-linked glycosylation; lipid biosynthetic process
Cellular component (GO): intracellular membrane-bounded organelle; endoplasmic reticulum membrane
Molecular function (GO): dolichyldiphosphatase activity
Source: RefSeq, a predicted model, not a curated record
GAUGGCAGCGGACGGACAGUGCUCGCUCCCCGCUUCAUGGCGGCCGGUGACCCUCACCCACGUCGAAUAUCCUGCAGGUGACCUCUCUGGCCACGUCCUCGCCUACCUGAGCCUCAGCCCCGUAUUUGUCAUUGUUGGUUUUGUGACCCUCAUUAUAUUCAAGCGGGAGCUGCACACGAUCUCGUUCCUGGGGGGCCUGGCGCUCAACGAGGGGGUCAACUGGCUGAUCAAACACGUCAUCCAGGAGCCACGGCCCUGUGGAGGCCCCCACACGGCAGUGGGCACCAAGUACGGGAUGCCCUCCAGCCACUCCCAGUUUAUGUGGUUCUUCUCCAUCUAUUCCUUCCUUUUUCUGUAUUUAAGAAUGCACCAAACGAACAACGCCAGGUUCCUGGACUUGCUGUGGAGGCACGUGCUCUCACUGGGUCUCCUCACCGUGGCCUUUCUAGUCUCCUACAGCAGGGUCUACCUGCUGUACCACACCUGGGGCCAAGUGCUGUACGGGGGCGUCGCUGGGGGCCUGAUGGCCGUCGCCUGGUUCGUCUUCACCCAGGAGGUCCUCACCCCGCUGUUCCCUAGGAUAGCAGCCUGGCCUGUCUCUGAGUUCUUCCUAAUCCGAGACACGAGCCUUAUUCCCAACGUCCUCUGGUUUGAAUACACAGUAACCCGGGCAGAAGCCAGGAACAGACAGCGCAAGCUGGGGACAAAGCUGCAGUGACGGGUGAGCAUGGCUGGCUCCAGCCUCCAGAUCUGGCCUGCAUGAUGCCUUGCAGGAUGGAUGGGAUGACAGAGGGAUGAAGCAGAGACCUUUACAGAUCCAAGUCACCAAGCGGAGCCUUUUUUUUGCUUAUUUUAAUUUUGAUGAACAAAGUGGACCAAAGGGCUGAGCCAGCCCCUCAGCCAGGACCCUGGAGGGCCUGCUGCUGGGGGGCGGUGGGGACUCAUGGCCAGAGACGCUCGCAGUGCUGCUGCCAGUCCCCGGUUGGGCAGAGAGUGCCCUUGGCAUGGGCACUGGGGUGUGGGGUAGAGAAAGACGGCUCGCACCUCUGGUCACAGGGCCAGGAAAUCCAGGUGGCGUGAAAAAUGCACACUAUUUAUUUUUGGGUUUUGUCAAAGGCAGAUGGGAUUUUGGAGAGGAGGCUAGAAGAGCCUGCUGUGCGGGGGCCUCCCUGCGUACUGAGGGGCCCAGGUCAGCUCCCCAGGCCCUUUGCCCUGGGCCCGAGAGGUGGCCUGCCUGGGGGCCCUGGGGGAGGGAGCAUCCCCACGCCUUUCCUGCCGCCAAUGCUAUUCCAGAACCUCGGUCAGUGUUUCCUGCGUGGGCCCGGGCCCAGAGAGAGCGCGCGUCUGGCGCUGCUGUCCUUGUGUCCUGCCCGCAUCAACCCUGCACCACAAGGGCUUUCUCUGGUCCCCUGUCCCCAAGACAGUGGUCCCUCUCUGACAAAAAGAGCCUGCACAUGUGGGUGAGCAAACCCAAGCUGUUUACAGCUCUUUCCUGUCCCACCGUCCGGUAGCGGUUCGUCUUCAUCUCCACCCAAACUGCAGAGGGAGUGGGAACUGGCAAGAGGAGUGAGGUGGUGGUGUCUACAGUCAUGUCCCCCCCAGCCUGCCCUCUGUGUGCUCUGAGCAUUCCUCAUCCUUCCCACCCUCUCCGAGAGGUUGGGAACCUGCUUGGGUCGCCCUGGCCUGUGUCUGGGGUGUGACUCGCAGAUCCCCAGGGCCCAGCUCGGAGGCCAGUUCCUCCCAAUCUUGAUGUCUCUUUGAAAUGGAGUUUUGGAGAGGAGAUGCUUCCAAACUCGGAAGCUUCUAGAGCUGAACCAGGCCGCUCAGGAUCUGCGUUCCGAUCCCCAUCCUCCCCACCCCCCUCCACCACCUUUUCUUUAUGGAGGUUAUUAACCUGCUGCUGAAGCACAAUAUUUUGGUGCUUUCUUUUCUCAUUUGUUCGAGACAGUGUCCAAAGCCAUUCCAGACGCCAGGACCAGGGGCCUAAUUUUGGGGAAGGUUGGUUGGUCCCCACGUUUUCCUUUCCUUCCCUUAUUUUUAUUUUUUACUUUUUUCUCCUGAGAUAAGCCAAGUGUGAGGUGGUUUGACUUAAGAAAAAUCAAUGAAAUUGUUUACUAUUGUUUUAAAAUAAAAUCUUGAACUCUG